GAUCUCCCGGCCUUGGCAUGGGCAAAACCAGAAUGCAGUUUCCAAACCCGGAUCCGGGAGACAGGCUCAACAAUAUCAACAACGCAAGCGAAGCCUCCACAAAGCAGGCCACCAUACCGUGACCCCAGCCAGACCUGAAGCCGCCCGACAGUCACCAGCCCCCAACCAGCGCCAAAAUGUCCUUCCUAGGCUUCGGCCGGCCCCAGCCCACCUCCGCCGAGAAGAUCGCGGCAGUCGAAAACGAGCUCAAGGUUGUGGCCGAGAUGCACUCACGGAUGAUCAAGGUCUGCACGGCCAAGUGCAUCGACCGGACGUACCGCGAGGGCGAGCUGUCCAAGGGCGAGGCCGUGUGCCUGGACCGGUGCUCGGCCAAGUUCUUCGAGGCGCACCAGACCAUCUCGGAGCAGCUGCAGAAGGAGGGGGCCGCGCGCGGGUUCGGCGGGCCGGGCGCGUAAAACAUGGGCCGGGAAAAGAAAAAAGGAAAAAUCACAAUUUGAUUGAUACGCUACUUUGGGGCAAGCGGGAAAUGGGGGGUGAGGCUGUCUGCCUUCCCUUUCUAUGGGAUGGAAGAAUAGCGCGUGGAAGGGGGGUUGUUCCCGUGGAAGGUGGGCCUUUCCUUUGGUGUCGGUAUCCGUUGAUAGAUGGCGGGCUUUCCCCCCUGGACUGGGACGAGGAAGAGCCGAAUGGGCGUGUGUACUGUACAAUAUGGGAUGGCUGGGACGAGAUGGCAGAGACAGAUGGAAAGCGACUCAUUCGUCAGGCAGCUUGGUUCUGGGUCUGCUGCUUGGCUAAGGCGGUUAACCAGUGGGCAUCUGGGCAACAGGAACCUUUACAUGCAAAGCAUGUAUGUACAACAGAGCACUGUUCAUGUGAGAGCAGCUUAGAGCGGGAACUAGAAUGGGGUUGUAAUCAUGGCAUCUCUUCUCCAUUUGCGUUCUAAGAUGUAGUAUUCCCUCUGUCUUGCCUGAAUAUCCCGCGCUAUGCUCUCAUUAAUAACAUGGCUGAACCAAAUGCUUCUGUUCUCCUGACGC
Thermothielavioides terrestris NRRL 8126 is the source of this 1031-nucleotide messenger RNA. RefSeq lists its product as uncharacterized. The transcript has 2 exons. Gene Ontology annotation, cellular component: mitochondrial inner membrane. NCBI's taxonomy places the organism in Eukaryota, Fungi, Ascomycota, Sordariomycetes, Sordariales, Chaetomiaceae. The coding region runs from base 177 to 455 and encodes 92 amino acids. The record is from RefSeq and is a predicted model, not a curated record. Gene Ontology annotation, biological process: protein insertion into mitochondrial inner membrane.